This is a messenger RNA of Paralichthys olivaceus (Japanese flounder), 2181 nucleotides long. NCBI's taxonomy places the organism in Eukaryota, Metazoa, Chordata, Actinopteri, Pleuronectiformes, Paralichthyidae. The record is from RefSeq and is a predicted model, not a curated record.
ACAGCCGCGGCGCUCUGAUUGGCCGGUUUCGCGGAUGGGGCGGAGCCGUGGACGCUGUUUUUCUCGCUGCGGGUCGGAGGCGGACGUCAGUUUUGCAGGCGACCAGCCGGCAGCGCCCCCGUGCGGCACAGCAGAAGAAGCGUCCGAGGAUAGGGAGCCAUACGAACGGCCGAGCUUCUCGCCUCCUCCCGUGCGACGUGGGUCCCCCCAGCUCAGCUGUCCGAUGCGGAGUGAGGAUGAGUCCCGCUCUGGAAGCCCUCAUGCAGGCGGACGGGACUCCGUAUCCCGGGAAAGGGGUAAUGCUUGAGCCCUUCGUGCACCAGGUAGGGGGCCACUCCUGCGUGCUGCGGUUCGGGGAGCAAACUAUCUGCAAGCCCCUCAUCCCCCGGGAGCAUCAGUUCUACAAGAGCCUACCCGCAGAGAUGAGGAAGUUCACCCCACUGUAUAAAGGUGUAGUUUCAGUCAGUUUCGAGGAAGAUGAGGAAGGGAACCUGUGCCUCAUCGCCUACCCCCUCCACAGCGAAUCAGGGGACCUGGAAAACAAAGACCCCUCAGCAGACUGCGAGCCCAAGAGCAAGAUGCUAAAGUGGAGCAAGAAGAAGCAGUCCACUUUGCUUCUGGAGAAUGACAACUACAGCAAAGACAGAGCUCGAAACAGCCGUAAAGAAGACAAGAUCAUGAGUUAUAAUCGUGAUGAGGUGGUGGUGCAGCAGCAGCAACAGGCGGAGGUUCUUUACUUCAGCCUGGACAAAGGCAAUGUGGUCCCACAGAUCAAACACAACCCCUGGAGCCUCAAAUGCCACCAGCAGCACUUACAGAGGAUGAAGGAGAAUGCAAAGCACCGUAACCAAUACAAGUUUAUCCUUUUGGAGAAUCUAACAUGGCGCUACACAGUACCAUGUGUCUUAGACUUGAAGAUGGGAACUCGCCAGCAUGGGGAUGAUGCAUCAGAAGAGAAGAAAGCCAAUCAGAUCCGCAAGUGUCAACAGAGCACAUCAGCCUCUAUUGGAGUGCGACUCUGUGGCAUGCAGGUGUACCAGUCAGACUCAGGCCAGCUGAUGUUCAUGAAUAAGUACCACGGUCGUAAGCUAACCCUGGCAGGCUUCAAGGAGGCCCUGUACCAGUUCUUCCACAAUGGGCGCCGCUUGCGCCGAGAGCUGUUGUCCCCCGUGCUGCGCAGACUUCGGGAAAUGCAGGCUGCCCUGGAGGCCUGCGAAUCAUACCGCUUCUACUCCAGCUCCUUGCUCAUCAUCUAUGAUGGAGACCCUCCCAGGACUCCCACCAGACCUAGACACCGUGGUGGUGAAGAAGGUGAUGAAGACGAACCAUCAGAUGAAGAUGAGGAGGAAGAAGAUGAGGAGGAGGAGGAAGAAGAGGAGGGGGCCUUUGAUUUCCCUUGUUCUUCAGCAGGUGGCAGUGCCAGUGUGGCUGCAGGGAGCAGCAACAGUGGUAGUAGUCGUUCCUCCCAUAGCACAGGAGAGGCCAGCAGCCCUGUGGUGGACGUGCGCAUGAUUGACUUUGCUCACACCACUUGUCGGCACUAUGGCGAAGACAGUGUGGUGCAUGAAGGCCAGGACAGUGGUUUCAUCUUCGGCCUGCAGAACCUGAUUACCAUCAUCUCCCAGCUAGAGGAUCACAGUACUGAUUGAAGCUGCACUGGAGCCAACAUGAUCUGAAUUUCAAGCCUGGGGAAAAAGCUCAGUGAGCUGCAGCCCUGCUUCUUCAAGGCGCAUCGUCCUUAUGCCCAAAUGGGGUUCUGACCCUCCUCUGCUCGGGGUGAACAUCAGACACCUCAGGGUGUGGGGAGAGCCGGUGUGGCCGUUGUGCACUCUCCCUUAACUGCCAGAGGACAGGGCUGCCUGUGCCUUUCUUGCACUUUUCUCAUUCUGGGACUGCUCCUUUCUUCUGCUAUACAUGGCAGCAAAAGUGUUGUACGAGGCGAAGGUCUCCCAUCAAACACCAGGACUCCUGUAGCAUUCUAGGUCUCUCCUCCCCCCUCUGGUACAGACACGAUUCUUUAUUGUUAAGUUCCUUCUGAGAGAGACGGAGCGAGGCAGAGAUAACUGAAGCUCGAGUGUAGUUCCCUAGGAGCCUGACGUGGUGCUUUACCUGUGUUAUUACAUAACUUUUUAGAUGAAGUUUGGACUGCCAGUACUCUACAGCACAGCACAUUAUUGGCGG